AUGACAGAGGUGACCAAGCACAUCCUGGUGACAGGUGGCACUGGCUUGGUGGGAAGAGCCAUCCAGCAGGUCGUGGCUGAUGGAGAGGGACAACCAGAUGAGGAGUGGAUCUUCGUGUCCUCGCGCGACGCCGACUUGACGAGCAGCUCAGAGACCAAAGCUCUGUUUGAGAGGCACAAACCCACCCAUGUCAUCCACCUGGCUGCCAUGGUUGGAGGCCUCUUCAAGAACAUCCGCUGCAACCUGGAGUUUUGGAGGAGGAACAUCCACAUCAACGACAACGUCCUGCACUCAGCCUACGAGAUGGGGGUGCAGAAAGUUGUCUCCUGCCUCUCCACCUGCAUCUUCCCAGACAAGACAACGUAUCCCAUCGAUGAGACCAUGAUUCACCAUGGACCACCUCACAGCUCCAAUUUCGGUUACUCUUACGCCAAGAGGAUGAUUGAUGUCCAAAAUAGGGGCUACUUCGAGCAGCAUGGCCGUCGCUUCACCGCCGUCAUCCCCACCAACGUCUUUGGGCCACACGACAACUUCAACAUCGAGGAUGGACACGUCUUGCCAGGCCUCAUCCACAAGGUCUACCUGGCCAAACAGACCAACUCCCCUCUGACCAUCUGGGGCACAGGAAAGCCCAGGAGACAGUUCAUCUACUCCCUGGACCUGGCACGGCUCUUCCUUUGGGUCCUGCGGGAAUAUGAUGAGGUGGAGCCCAUCAUCUUGUCAGUGGGAGAAGAAGAAGAAGUCUCCAUCCAGGAGGCAGCAGAAGCGAUCGUAGAGGCCAUGGACUUCAAGGGAGAACUUGUUUUUGACACCACCAAGGCCGAUGGGCAGUUCAAGAAGACGGCGAGCAACGCCAAGCUGCGGCGGUACCUGCCUGGCUUCCAGUUCACACCCUUCAGGCAAGCCGUGAAGGAAACCUGUGCCUGGUUCAAUGCCAACUACGCCAACGCCAGGAAGUGA
Molecule: messenger RNA, 960 nt
Organism: Acanthisitta chloris (rifleman)
Lineage: Eukaryota; Metazoa; Chordata; Aves; Passeriformes; Acanthisittidae
Gene: GFUS
Product: tissue specific transplantation antigen P35B
Exons: 10
Coding region: 1-960 (319 amino acids)
Biological process (GO): nucleotide-sugar biosynthetic process
Molecular function (GO): GDP-L-fucose synthase activity
Source: RefSeq, a predicted model, not a curated record